This is a messenger RNA of Fusarium sp. VM40, 1890 nucleotides long. Lineage: Eukaryota; Fungi; Ascomycota; Sordariomycetes; Hypocreales; Nectriaceae. The record is from the annotation of a GenBank genome assembly.
AUGAGCAAGAUGGCUUGGCCUCCGUUCCUCCGAGCCAUGAACACUACAUCGCAGCCCCUCAACUCAACUGCAGCUUUCCCCGGCAUCAUGGACACAUUCCUUGUUUCUGCUGGUCAGGCAUCGCCACUCCUUCAACUAUUCCUAUUCGUCUACCGCUUUGUCGGUGCGCAGCUGGGCCUUGAUCCAUCCUUGCUACUGACCCUCCUUGGCUGCCUCUGGGGUCUGUCCAAGCUGUUCGACCAAGUAUAUGCUGCGGUGGAUAACUUCAUCAGCAGCUACUUUAGAUGCACCAUGUACGUUAGUGAGAACGACCAGAUCUACUCUACGCUUAUGCAGUUCCUCUCGGAGCAGCAGGAUAUCGCUACUAAUCGGCACCUUACUGCUCAAACUGUCUUUAAGAGUGCUUGGGAUGAGGAGGAGGAGCAGGCGAAUGCUUUGACCACGACUAGUGUGGGAGAUGACGAAGACUCACCCAAGUAUCUUAACUUUGCCAGCGAUGCAGCCAGAUGUAAUCCACGUUAUGUUCCCGCUAUGGGCACCACAGGGUUCUGGCACGACCGGACAUACUUCCGAGUCAACAGAAAGAGAGAGUCCCUGCAAAGUACCAGUGGCUGGGGAGGUACUAAGGAUGUUGAAGAACUAAGAAUCUCUUGCUUUGGAAGAUCGAUAGACCCGAUCAAGCAACUUCUUGCAGAUGCUAAAACAUCCUAUUUUCUUGACAACAGUCACAAGACCACUAUUUACCGCCCUAGAAUCAAGGAAAGCCGUCGUGAUACCUGGAGUAUGUGGCAGCAAGUCGCUCGGCGACCAAUCAGACCAAUGCGGACUGUCAUUCUUGAGCACGAAGAGAAGCAUGAUGUUUUGAGAGACAUCAACGAGUAUUUGCACCCCGGUACCCCCAAGUGGUACGCUUCUCGCGGUAUCCCCCUUCGUCGGGGCUAUCUCUUCCACGGCCCACCCGGCACUGGCAAGACCAGUUUCUCAUUCGCUCUCGCUGGUGUUUUCGGCAUUGAUAUCUACGUUAUUAGUCUGCAGGAUCCUACCGUCAGCGAAGAGGAUCUUGCUGUUUUGUUCACUAGACUUCCCCGUCGCUGUGUGGUUCUUCUGGAAGACAUUGAUACAGCUGGUCUACGUCGACCCAAUGGAGAUGAGGAUGACGAGGAGAGUGAAGAAGGUUCGGAAGAGAAGGCGGAAGAUACCAAAAAGACGGACCAAACAGCCAAGAAAGACAAGAAGAAGAGCAAGUCCAAAAAGAGUAAGGACAGUGACAGCGACUCAGAAAGUUCCGAGGAAGACAAAAAGAGCCACAGGAAGAAGAGAAGACGAGGCGGACGAAACAGGGAGAAUACGAACAACAGAGGUACUAAUAAUAUCUUGGCCAUGGAAAGUAUUUCGCUCUCUGGACUCCUCAACGCCAUCGACGGCGUAGCUUCACACGAAGGACGCAUUCUCAUCAUGACGACCAACAAGCCCGAGUCACUCGACGAAGCUCUCAUCCGCCCAGGACGCGUCGACGUGCAGGUUGGUUUCAAGAACGCCACAGGCGAGCAAGCAACAGAGCUCUUCUACCGAAUGUACGAGUUCUCGGGAACCAAGCCUGUUCCCAUGUCCAAGAUCAGGACCCCGGCACCCAAAGCGCAGAACGGGAGCAUCCACAGUCUCGUAGAUGAUAUAGGCAAAGAGACGAGUCUGUCGAGUGAUGCGCUGAAGGAGAUCUCGCGGGAGUUUGGGCAGCUUAUCCCAGAGGGCAUGUUCUCGCCGGCGGAGAUUCAGGGGUUCUUGCUCAAGCGUAAGAAGAGCCCGCGAAAGGCGCUGGAAGAUGCUGCGGUGUGGAUUGAGGCAACAGUGAAGCAAAAGGAGCUCAAGUCUAAGGUUGUGACUGUUCAGUAA